AUGGGGUCUCCAAUGGUGGUCAGUAUUUGUUUGGAGUCUCCAGUUGAUAGUAUUCACACGGGGUCUCCAGUGGUGGUCAGUGUUAUCAUGGGGUCUCAGACUGUGGAAGCUGGAAGUGGGGGUAUUGGCAGGGCUGCACGCUGUCUCAGUUGUUGUUAAGCGCAUUGCUUUUUUUCCCAGAACACACUCACAGCAGAAGACCGUUCUCCUGAAGCCAGCUUUACCCUGAACCCCGAGGACAGAAGAGAAUACCCUGACCUCCAGGCUGCCCACCGGCCAUUCCCUAAACAGAGGUUCAGGCAGGAAAGUGGGCAUACGUCAUUGCAAAGAGAUGGACCCAGAUCUUUCCUCUUGGAUCUCCCAAACUUCCCUGACUUGUCAAAAGCAGAUAUCAAUGGGCAGAAUCCCAACAUUCAGGUUACCAUUGAAGUGGUUGAUGGCCCCGACACGGAACCAGAAAAGGAUCUGCAGAAAGAGAGCAGCAAGCCCAACUGGCCAGUCCCAUCACCUGACUGGAGAAACUGGUGGCAGAGGUCCUCCACCUUGACACGCAUGAGCAGUGGGGACCAGGACUACAAGUAUGAUGGCACUUCUGAAGACAGCAACUUCCUCAGUCCUCUCGGUGGGUGGGAUAGUCAUGCACCCAGUCACCGGACGUUCGAGUCCAAGGAGCAGCCAGAGUAUGAUUACAUGGAUGGCGAGGGAGACUGGAGCCCGUGGUCGCUCUGCAGCGUCACCUGCGGGAGCGGCAGCCAGAAGCGGACGCGGUCCUGCGGCUACGCGUGCACGGCUACCGAGUCCCGCACCUGCGACCGGCCCAACUGCCCAGGGAUUGAAGACACCUUCCGGACAGCUGCCACAGAAGUGAGCUUACUCGCAGGGAGUGAAGACUUCAAUGCUACUAAACUCUUUGAAGUUGAUACUGAUAGCUGUGAACGGUGGAUGAGCUGCAAAAGUGAGUUCUUGAAGAAAUACAUGCACAAAGUGGUCAAUGAUCUUCCCAGCUGCCCAUGUGCCUACCCCAGAGAAGUUGCCUACAGCACUGCUGAAAUCCAUGAUCGGGUUAAGAGGAAAAACUUUCGCUGGAAAGAUGCAAGUGGUCCAAAGGAGAAACUGGAGAUCUAYAAGCCCACUGCACGAUACUGCAUCCGCUCCAUGCUGUCUUUGGAAAGCACAACACUUGCGGCACAGCACUGCUGCUACGAUGAUAACAUGCAGCUGAUCACCAGGGGGAAAGGGGCAGGGACGCCCAACCUGAUCAGCAUCGAGUUCUCAGCAGAGCUCCAUUACAAAGUGGACAUUCUGCCAUGGAUUAUAUGCAAGGGGGACUGGAGCCGCUACAACGAAGCUCGGCCUCCCAACAACGGGCAGAAGUGUACAGAAAAUCCUUCAGAUGAAGACUACUACAAGCAAUUUCAAGAAGCAAGGGAAUACUGAGAAGAUUUUCCUCCUCUUCAAACAAACAAAAAAAAAGGCAUUCAUUUUUGGGUGCUAAAGAACUAAUGGCUGCUGCAUUAUCUCCUCGAUAGGGGUUAUCAGUUUCUUUCUAAUGAAUGUAUAUAGUUGUAAUAUAAUACAUAAAUAUUUUUCAUAGUGUGUGUAAUUUAUAUACACAUAUCUCUCUAUUUCACACACACCUAUUUUUACAUACAGACAUAUCUAAAACUUGUCCUAGUAGGACUUUAUACUGCAAUAAUAUUUGUUUAAUAAUGUGCAUUUCAUUUUAUUCCCCAACUAUAGUGUAAGUGUGAGGUGCAGGGGGCGGCUCACAUCAGCAUCAGGCCCAAGGGCCCAGUUGAGGAGGGCACAUAUUUAAAAGCUAUUAUAAACAGUAGGACUGAAGAAUGUAUUCUUCCAUAUGGGAAUGGUUUAUGAGAUUAUUGCACCUACAGCAUCAGUUUUCUCUAUAAUUGAUUUCAUGACUAGUCAUACCUAAGAAAGGAAGCUGCUUUUUGGAAGGGUAGUGGUUAAAAGCAUUUCUUUCUUGGAAUUCUUCCCGUUAUCCCAAGCUCAGGUGCUUGCUCCCUGUCUGGGCCAGGUCUACAGGGAGAGGGAGCUGUGGUUGCCUUUUCCUAUGGAGCAGAAACAGCCUUGCAGUGAUUCUGCACCAGCAUCUCCCUGGAGACUUGUCAGACGA
Molecule: messenger RNA, 2137 nt
Organism: Nothoprocta perdicaria
Lineage: Eukaryota; Metazoa; Chordata; Aves; Tinamiformes; Tinamidae
Gene: ISM1
Product: isthmin 1
Exons: 6
Biological process (GO): negative regulation of angiogenesis
Source: RefSeq, a predicted model, not a curated record